Molecule: messenger RNA, 897 nt
Organism: Rotaria sp. Silwood1
Lineage: Eukaryota; Metazoa; Rotifera; Eurotatoria; Philodinida; Philodinidae
Source: the annotation of a GenBank genome assembly
AUGUUAGUUACAAAGAGUGCUGGUGGUCAUAGUCUUACACAAAAAAUAACUGUGCCCGAUUCAAUUCGACCUAGUGAUUUAGAACGUGGUAAUAUUUGGUUUAUAUCUCCAUUACGAAAAAGAUUACAAUUUUGGGUUUAUUUUGCAUCAUCAUUUCCUGCUAUUUUAAUCUCUGUAGUACUUUUUUUCGAAGUUGAACUAACUAGUAUUAUGAUUCAAUCAAAACUUAAAUCUGUUCAUUCAACAAAAGUUAUCAAAGGAACUGGUUAUCAUUUAGAUAUAAUGAUAGCUGGUAUUUUAAUAUCGAUUAGUGGAUUAUUUGGUCUUCCUUGGAUAUGUGCAGCACCUGUAAGAAGUAUUGCUCAUGUAGCUAGUUUAUCUAAAUAUAGUAAUACUCAUGCACCUGGAGAAAAAGCUCGUUUAAUUGAUAUAAAAGAUCAACGUUUAACAAAUAUAGGUGUACAUUUAUUUAUUGGUUGUACAAUAUUUGCAGCUACAAUAAUUCGUAAAAUUCCAGUUGCUGCUUUAUUUGGUAUAUUUUUAUAUUUUGGUAUUGUAUCUAUAUCUGGUACACAAUUAUUUAGUCGAAUUAAAAUGACAUUUAUUCCAACAAAAUAUCAUCCAAAUUUUGGCUAUUUAAGACGAGUUCGUCAAAUGAAACGCCAUAUAUAUACAUUUAUACAAGUGAUUGCUGCAGGCUUAUUAAUUACGAUUAAAAUGACAAAUUUCGCUUUUCUUUUUCCACUUAUACUUAUCUUACUUGUACCAUUUCGAAAAAUGUGUCUUCCAUUUAUUUUUACAGAACGAGAACUUACUGAGCUUGAUGGUGAUGAAGCAAUGAGUAGUACCUUUGAUGAUGAAAUUGACUUUUAUGGUCAAGUUCAUUUACCAAUAUGA